Pseudomyrmex gracilis is the source of this 1006-nucleotide messenger RNA. It is a transcript of the gene Rala, whose product is annotated as ras-related protein Ral-a. Gene Ontology annotation, biological process: Ras protein signal transduction. The transcript is spliced from 5 exons. Gene Ontology annotation, molecular function: GTP binding; GDP binding; GTPase activity. The coding region runs from base 73 to 810 and encodes 245 amino acids. The record is from RefSeq and is a predicted model, not a curated record. Gene Ontology annotation, cellular component: plasma membrane. NCBI's taxonomy places the organism in Eukaryota, Metazoa, Arthropoda, Insecta, Hymenoptera, Formicidae.
UGAACUAUAGAUUUGUAAUGCCGGCAAUGAAUAUCGAAACGCAUCCAGAGUGUGCGAUUGGCCAUUUGGACGAUGAAAGCGCCAUCGUUGUUUAACUGCCGGAACUGCCGGUUGCGUGAAAGUAAACCAAAUGCAGGUGACGGCUGUGUGAGAUCAUUGAAUGCACGGAUAGUCGUUUCGGUCUUUGCACAAUUUUCAAAGGUAAUUACCACAAAAAUGUCGAAGAAACCAGGAGCUACCCAAGCAAUGCAUAAAGUCAUCAUGGUUGGGAGUGGAGGUGUUGGAAAAUCUGCUCUCACAUUACAGUUUAUGUAUGAUGAGUUUGUUGAAGAUUAUGAACCUACAAAAGCAGAUUCCUACAGAAAAAAAGUAGUAUUAGACGGACAAGAGGUACAAAUAGACAUUUUGGAUACUGCUGGACAAGAAGACUAUGCAGCAAUUCGAGACAAUUAUUUUCGCAGUGGGGAAGGAUUUCUCUGUGUAUUCUCGAUAACAGAAGAUGAUAGCUUUCAGGCUACACAAGAAUUCAGAGAACAAAUUCUCAGGGUAAAAAAUGAUGAGAACAUUCCAUUUUUAUUAGUGGGAAAUAAAAGUGAUUUGCAAGAAAAAAGGAAGGUUAGUUUAGCCGAAGCUCAAGCAAGGUCUCAGCAAUGGGGUGUUCCUUAUGUGGAGACAAGCGCUAAAACAAAAGAAAAUGUCGAUAAGGUAUUCUUUGAUUUAAUGCGAGCAAUAGCUGCUCGUAAGGCACAGGAAAAUCAGGGAGAUGGAAGCGAACGUGACAAGCCAACAAAAUGCUGCGUCUUGCUAUAACAACAAACAUAAAACAGUGCAUAAUUUGUAUUAUGAAAGCUACAAUCUCUAUAAUUGGAAUCGUAUAUAAGAGAACUGUAUUUAUAUAAAAUGAAAGUUUUCUGACACUUUACAGUGAAUUGACAGUCUUUAAUCUUUGCUGUUUACUGUAUAUGUAACAUACGUGAACACGGAAUAUAUUCAAACUUGAGACACA